Messenger RNA from Sinocyclocheilus anshuiensis, 483 nucleotides. RefSeq names its product FXYD domain containing ion transport regulator 2 (gene fxyd2). Lineage: Eukaryota; Metazoa; Chordata; Actinopteri; Cypriniformes; Cyprinidae. The record is from RefSeq and is a predicted model, not a curated record. The transcript has 6 exons. Bases 172 to 354 code for a protein of 60 amino acids. Gene Ontology annotation, cellular component: membrane. Gene Ontology annotation, biological process: monoatomic ion transport; regulation of sodium ion transmembrane transporter activity. Gene Ontology annotation, molecular function: sodium channel regulator activity.
GCUCUCACUGAUUUGUCAUUCGCUCCACCAGUUACAAUUCCACCAUCAGAGAGUUUAAGGAGCUCCCUGCACACAUUCAAACUCCUCUUUGACUUACACCCUCACACACAUAUAUCACAGUUCUGCAAUUAUCAACCCUGAAAGCUUUGAGAUCCUGCAACACUGCUAAAGAUGGGAGUGGAAAAACCUGAGUAUUCAGAUGCUGAUUUCACCUAUGAUUAUGAGUUAAUCAGAAGAGGUGGGCUGAUCUUUGCAGCUGUUUUGUUCUGUUUGGGCAUGGCUAUCAUAUUCGGCAAAAAGCUCAACUGUGGAAACAAGGCGUCUUCUAAGCUUGAAGACAAUGGUGAUCUUUGACCUCUCCUUCAUUAACCUUCACUGUAAACGGACACCUCAGUAAAUUCACCAAGGAUGACCAUUUUUUCAACGUACAGUGAAGAUUUUUUUUCAGAUAGUUAAUUUUCAUUCACAAGAUCUAUGUAUACU